UGGUCAUCAUUAUUCAACGCCAGUCGCCAAAAAACCAAACAUUUAAAAAUAAGAAGUUCUUGUUAUAUCAUUAGGUACUUUAUUAAACACAAAUUAAAAAAAAAUGUGUGAUAGUGAUGAUCCUGGCGACCAGGGUCGAGGCGGCAUGGACCUCACAGGAUUUUUAUUUGGAAAUAUAGACGAAAGCGGUCAACUUGAAGACGAUGGGUUGUUGGAUGGAGAUUCAAAGAGGAUGCUGUCCUCUCUGAACCGCUUAGGCCUUGGAUCAAUGUUGUCUGAAGUUUUAGAUCAGGAGGAACCUAAUAAAGAUGAUGAAGAGAAAGAUUAUACACAAAAAAGCCCAUCGGCAAUAGAUUUUUUUGAUAUUGAUGACGCAGCCGAUGAAGAUAAGAAUGAAGAGAGUGAUUGGGAUGCACCAUCAGACACAAACAGAUCAGAAAGUACAGAUGUAAAAGAAGAGAAUAAUGACAAUCAGCAAAACCAACCACAGAAUGAUAAUGACACAAAUCAGGAUGAUUGGAAGGAAAGUGAAAAUGAUCAGUAUGAACAGCGGAAUGAUGAUGGUUAUGAAGGGGACAUGGAGGGCGACGGUGGUCUCAUGCCUCCGCCAAAUACUGUUCCAAAACAAAAGACUGAGAAACCUAAAAGGUUGGAAACUCCAUUAGCCGCAAUGCUUCCAUCAAAAUAUGCAAAUGUUGAUGUCACAGAACUUUUCCCAGACUUUAGACCUGACAAGGUAUUACUUUUCUCUCGUCUAUUCGGGCCUGGGAAACUAUCGAGUCUUCCUCAAAUUUGGCGAGGCGUUAAGAAACGGAGACGUCGUAAGAGAAGCGGCAGUACAGGGUCCGAUACGCCCCCACAAACAUCUGAACUGCAGGACCCGCAAUAUGCUAGCGAUGAUGAGGAUAAAUUUCUCAAACCAAUGGAAGAAAACCAAAAUAUCGGGAAUCAAGAGAAUGGUUCUUCCGGUGAUAAAGGUGACAAGAGUCAAAGGCCAACACCUGCUCAUUGGAGGUUUGGUCCUGCUCAGGCUUGGUAUGAUAUGCUGAAUGUGCCAGAAACUGGCGAUGGAUUUGACUAUGGGUUUAAAUUAAAGGCACCAUCACCAGAUCGUGAGGAGAAACCGAAAAAAGAGGAGGAGGUUAAAGAGGAAUGUGAAGGUUCCGAUAGUCCAGAUAGUGGCUUUCCUGAUGAUUCCUUCCUCAUGGUCUCACAGUUGCAAUGGGAGGACGAUGUUAUUUGGGACGGCAGUGAAAUUAAACACAAGGUGCUAGCUCGUCUAAACAGCAAAAGCAAUGCCGCCGGUUGGGUUCCCACGUCGGUGAGUCGCACGGCACAGCAGUUCUCGCAUCCGAGACCGCAACCGCCGGCGCCGUUGCAACCGAAACCACCCACGUCCACAGCAUCAGCUAACAAUCCAGCCAAUUCAGCAGAUGGCGAAGACAAUACUUGGUACAGUAUUUUUCCCGUGGAAAAUGAAGAACUGGUGUAUGGCACUUGGGAAGAUGAAGUGAUAUGGGACCCGGAGAAUAUGCCCAAGAUACCUAAGCCUAAAAUAUUGACUUUGGAUCCUAAUGACGAAAAUAUCAUUCUCGGUAUACCAGAUGAUGUUGACCCUUCGAAGAUUACUAGAGAAAGAGGUCCACAACCUAAAGUGAAAAUUCCGCAUCCCCACGUGAAAAAGUCGAAGAUCCUGCUCGGUAAAGCGGGUGUCAUCAAUGUUUUGCAAGAAGACGCGCCACCUCCACCGCCAAAAUCUCCUGAUAGAGAUCCUUUCAAUAUAUCUAAUGACGUCUAUUACCAACCAAAAUCCCAAAACCCGCGUCUCAAAGUGGGCGGCGGUCAGCUGAUACAGCACAGUACUCCAGUAGUGGAGUUACGAGCGCCGUUCAUACAAACGCACAUGGGCCCUGCUAGGCUGAGAGCCUUCCACCGUCCAGCUAUGAGGAAAUUAUCGUAUGGACCUUUGGCAGCUCCUGGACCACAUCCCGUGCAACCGUUGUUAAAACAUAUCAAGAAGAAGGCCAAGCAACGUGAAGCGGAACGUCUAGCGUCAGGUGGUGGAGACGUGUUCUUCAUGCGUACUCCCGAAGAUCUCAGUGGAAGGGACGGGGAGCUUAUACUGGUCGAGUUUUGUGAAGAACACCCACCGCUCAUCAGUCAAGUUGGAAUGUGUACUAAGAUCAAGAAUUACUAUAAGCGCACUGCUACUAAGGACAACGGUCCAAAACCGCAAAAGUAUGGUGAAAUUGCGUACGCGCACACUUCACCAUUCCUCGGGAUAUUACCGCCGGGUGCUACUCAGUCAGUAGUAGAAAAUAAUAUGUACCGAGCGCCAAUAUAUGAACAUUCAUUGCCGCAGUCUGACUUCCUUAUUAUUAGAACUAGGCAAUCAUAUUACAUACGUGAGGUGGAUGCGCUUUUCGUCGCUGGUCAAGAGUGUCCUUUGUAUGAGGUACCGGGACCCAACUCGAAAAGAGCCAAUAACUUUGUUAGAGACUUUCUUCAGGUGUUCAUAUACAGAUUAUUCUGGAAAUCUCGAGACAAUCCUCGUCGUAUCAAAAUGGAUGACAUCAAGAGAGCUUUCCCAUCACAUUCAGAGAGUUCCAUACGUAAACGGCUCAAGCUCUGCGCUGAUUUCAAGCGUACCGGCUUGGAUUCUAAUUGGUGGGUGAUAAAACCAGAUUUCCGUUUGCCGUCCGAAGAAGAAAUCCGUGCUAUGGUAUCGCCGGAGCAAUGUUGCGCCUACUUCAGUAUGGCGGCUGCAGAACAGAGGUUAAAAGAUGCUGGGUAUGGAGAGAAGUUCAUCUUCACUCCGCAAGAGGAUGAUGAUGAGGAACUGCAGUUGAAAAUGGAUGAUGAAGUGAAAGUAGCACCAUGGAACACAACGCGAGCGUACAUCCAGGCCAUGCGGGGCAAGUGCCUCCUGCAGCUCACCGGUCCAGCCGACCCCACGGGCUGCGGGGAAGGGUUCUCCUACGUGCGAGUUCCCAACAAGCCGACACAGCCCAAUGAGGAGCCGCAGCCGAAGAGAACGGUCACGGGAACAGAUGCCGAUUUGAGAAGACUCAGCUUGAAUAACGCUAAAGCGCUGCUGAGGAAGUUCGGCGUGCCGGAGGAAGAGAUCAAAAAGUUAUCGCGUUGGGAGGUUAUUGAUGUAGUCAGAACACUUUCAACUGAAAAAGCUAAGGCUGGCGAGGAAGGUAUGACGAAGUUCUCUCGAGGGAACAGGUUCUCUAUAGCUGAGCACCAGGAGAGGUAUAAAGAGGAAUGUCAACGUAUAUUUGAGCUCCAAAAUCGCGUAUUGCAAAGCACUGAAGUACUGAGUACAGACGAAGCCGAGAGUUCAGUUAGUGAAGAGUCGGAUCUCGAAGAAAUGGGAAAGAAUCUGGAGAAUAUGUUGGCGAAUAAGAAGACUACGGAACAGUUAACAUUGGAAAGGGAAGAGGCAGAAAGAGCGGAGCUGAGAAAGAUGAUUCUUGGACAGUCGGAAAAGAAGCCGCAGAUAAAUCAAAACGAUCAGCAAUCAUCCAAUCAAGGUCGAGUAUUACGUAUAGUCCGUACGUUCCGUAACGCAUCAGGCCAGCGUUACACUCGAGUAGAGUUAGUCAGGAAGCAAGCCGUCAUAGAAGCGUAUACUAAGAUCCGCUCUACCAAGGACGAUGCAUUCAUUCGACAAUUUGCAACUAUGGAUGAGUCACAGAAAGAAGAGAUGAAACGAGAAAAGAGGAGAAUUCAGGAACAACUGAGGCGUAUAAAGAGGAAUCAAGAACGGGAAAGAUUGGCGGGCAAUCCUCCUGUGCCUGGGUCUGUAAUUGGCGGCGACAGUAUGAGUAUGUCAUCUAUGGGAGACAUGGGUUCAGCGUCGCCUGGGCUCAUUCCUUUAGGACAAAUCAAACAAGAGCCCGAUCUCCAUACACCGUCACGCCGACGCGCUAAGUUGAAACCAGAUCUGAAAUUAAAGUGCGGUGCUUGCGGUCAAGUAGGACACAUGCGUACGAACAAAGCGUGUCCGCUGUACACUGGUGGGGGCGGCCCGUCGUCGCCGGAUCGUGAUGAGAGGGACAGUGAACCGGUCGAUAGUGAAGAUCUCACUUAUGUUGAGGGCACUAAGCUCACACUGCCGUCGAAGAUUGUUAAACAAUCGGAAGAGCUCCGGCGCCGCAGCGGCUUGAGCAGCAGCGGGCGGUCGCGCGGCGAGGUGCGCGCGGCGGGCCGGUCGCGGCGGCGCGGGACCGCCGGCGAGCCGUGCGACUACCUCGUGCGCCGGCCCGCCGAGCGCCGCCGCACCGACCCGCUCGUCACGCUCUCCUCGCUGCUGGAGGACGUGCUCAACCACAUGCGCCACCUGCCCGACGUGCAGCCCUUCCUGUUCCCGGUCAACCCGAAGAUGGUGGCGGAUUAUUAUCGCAUCGUAUCGCGUCCGAUGGAUCUGCAGACGAUCAGGGAUAACUUGCGGCAAAAACACUAUCAAAGCAGAGAAGAAUUCCUUGCAGAUGUUAAUCAAAUUGUGGAAAAUUCUAAUUUGUAUAAUGGUGCUAACAGUAGCUUAACGGUGGCGGCUCAGCGGAUGAUGCAAAGAUGCUUCGAAAAACUAGCCGAAAAAGAGGAACAAUUUAUGAAACUCGAAAAGCAAAUUAAUCCGUUGCUUGACGAUAAUGAUCAGGUGGCUCUAUCCUUUAUAUUCGAGAAUCUAUUAACAACAAAAUUGAAAAUAAUGCCCGAAGCGUGGCCCUUCCUGAAACCUGUGAACAAGAAACAAGUGAAAGAUUACUACAACGUUAUAAAGAAACCUAUAGAUAUGGAGACUAUUGGCAAGAAGAUUCAAGCGCACAAAUAUCACAGCCGCGAAGAGUUCUUACGUGAUAUACAACUAUUGGUUGACAACUGUCGUGCGUACAACGGACCUAACUCGCAGUUCACGAGGCAAGCCGAAGCUGUAUUGAAAGUAACACAAGAGUCACUGGAACAGUUUGACGAGCACGUAAGUCAAUUAGAGGCAAACAUAGCCCGAGUGCAACAGAAAAUGUUAGAAGAAGCGGAUGUAUCAGACACGGAGGAAGAAUUGCCCGUAAAUGACGAGAAACGGGGCAGAGGCAGGCCGAGGAAACAUAAGCCUACACCGUCUACGUCUACGGAUGAAGCAACGCCGAGGAAACGCGGUAGACCAAGGAAAGAUCAAAAUAGCCUAGUAGAUGACUUACAAUAUUCUGACAGCGGCAGUUCUGGUCUUGAAGAAGUGGAACAAAAAGAUGGCACAGAGACUACGGUGCAUUUGUCUGUCAAAUCCGAGGACGAUCCAGGUGCUGGGCCUAGUUUCAAUCCGGCGGAUUUCCCGAUUAAACGGGAAAUACCAGACGAGCCACCGCACGCGUCCGACGAAUUGGUCGACUUGGACCAACAUAGUAUGGACUAUAAUUAUCCUAUUAAGGAGGAGCCAAUAGAACCGGACAUGAGUAUGGAGCCUCCAAUGGACCUGCCAGGCAUGUCUGGGGAGCCGCCACACUUCAAGGAAGAACCGAUGGAGAAUUGGCAGCCCGAUCCUGCAAUACAAGACGAUUUACAAGUCACGGAUAGUGAAGAGGAGCCGGAAGAUGGACUAUGGUUCUAAAGAAAUCACGUGUUGCAAAAAUUAUCUAAAUUUCAUAUUAAAAAAGAUUUUUUAUUGUAUUGUUGAAUUAAGACUAAAAUAAAUUAAGUGAAAUUUUA
This is a messenger RNA of Colias croceus (clouded yellow), 5709 nucleotides long. It is a transcript of the gene Taf1, whose product is annotated as transcription initiation factor TFIID subunit 1. Gene Ontology annotation, molecular function: RNA polymerase II general transcription initiation factor activity; histone acetyltransferase activity; RNA polymerase II general transcription initiation factor binding. Bases 104 to 5611 code for a protein of 1835 amino acids. The record is from RefSeq and is a predicted model, not a curated record. Gene Ontology annotation, biological process: transcription by RNA polymerase II; RNA polymerase II preinitiation complex assembly. Gene Ontology annotation, cellular component: transcription factor TFIID complex. Lineage: Eukaryota; Metazoa; Arthropoda; Insecta; Lepidoptera; Pieridae. The transcript is spliced from 35 exons.